Messenger RNA from Penicillium daleae, 1551 nucleotides. Its product is annotated as U4/U6-U5 snRNP complex subunit PRP31. Lineage: Eukaryota; Fungi; Ascomycota; Eurotiomycetes; Eurotiales; Aspergillaceae. The record is from RefSeq and is a predicted model, not a curated record. Gene Ontology annotation, biological process: mRNA splicing, via spliceosome; spliceosomal tri-snRNP complex assembly. Bases 1 to 1551 code for a protein of 516 amino acids. The transcript has a single exon. Gene Ontology annotation, cellular component: U4/U6 x U5 tri-snRNP complex; precatalytic spliceosome; U4 snRNP.
AUGUCGGCCGCCGACGAGCUGUUGCGCGACUUCGAGGAGGACGAAGACUUCCAGGAUGAGGAGCAGAUCGAACAGGAAGACCUCAUGGAGGAGCAAGUCCCAGAACAAAGCGCAAAGCCGUCGAACGAGUUCGACCUCUCCAUCGAGACCGCCGACGAACUGACCCGGCUACACAAAGCCCUGCGCGAUCACUAUUCCAUUCGAUUCCCCGAACUAGAAACCCUCGUCACGAACUCGAUUAAAUACGCGAAAACGGUCGCCAUCCUCAAGAAUGGACCUCUCGAUGAUAUCAAAGCCAUUUCGAACUCGGCAGACAAUAUGGCCGGCGAGUCACUCAAGUCUGUGCUGGAUGGACCUACCCUUAUGGUCGUUGCGGUGGAAGGCACAACAACCCGUGGCCGGGAGAUGACUGACUCGGAGCUCAAAGUGGUCCUCGACACCUGCGAGAGAAUUCUCAAGCUUGACCGUGAGCGCACUGCUCUGACAGAAAGUAUCCGGUCUCGUGUGAACUCGAUUGCCCCCAAUCUGGCGGCACUCAUUGGUGCCCAUACGGCUGCGCAGUUCCUCAAUCAGACUGGUGGUUUGCGCGAACUAGCCAAGAUUCCCGCAUGUAAUCUGGGUGCACAAGGCUCACGGAGGCAAGAGGGCCUUGGGUUUGCUACAAAUAUCGGUAUUCGCUCACAGGGCUUCUUGUACGAUUCCCCGUUGAUCCAAGAGGUGCCGAGUGAUCUGAAGAAGCAAGCUAUCCGGAUCGUCGCUGCGAAGAUGGUUCUGGCUACACGUGCGGAUAUCGCAAACUACAACAAGGACGGCUCGCUGGGCGAGGAACUCAAAGAGCAAUGUUUCAAGCGAUUGGAGAAACUGACGGAACCUGCGCCAAACUCUGGAAUCAAGGCGCUUCCUGCACCUGAUGACAAGCCUUCCCGGAAACGCGGUGGACGACGUGCACGCAAGGCCAAGGAGGCCGUCGCCAUGACCGAGCUACGAAAGGCGCAGAACCGCGUGGCUUUUGGCAAGGAGGAGGCAGAAGUUGGAUACGGCACUGGCGAAGGUACCGUCGGGCUGGGCAUGCUGGGCCAACAGAACGACGGCCGUAUUCGCGCAACUCAGAUCGACCAGCGUACUCGCGCCAAGCUCAGUAAGAACAACAAGGGAUGGGGCGCAGCUACCCCCGUCGGUGGUACUGCGUCGUCAUUGCGUGGCUUUGGCCAGGGUGGCUCCGCUGGCACUGCGAGUGUACUACAGUCCAAGGGUCUCCGUUCAUCAGGUGUCGGAUCCUUGUCGGCCACCGCAGGUACUGCCAGUACGAUUGCUUUCACUCCCGUCCAGGGCCUGGAACUAGUCGAUCCUAAGGUGCAGGCCGAGAUGAACCGCAAGCGCAAGGCCGAUGAAGACCGCUGGUUCAAUUCUGGAACAUUCACCCAGGUUGGUGGCGGCCAGAGCAGCAUCAAUACUCAAAAGGAUCGCGACGGGUUCAAGGUGCCGGCUCUUCCGCCCAAGAAGAAGGUUGACACCGGGAAUGGCAAGAUGGGUCCACCUCCCAAGCCAUAA